Molecule: messenger RNA, 1551 nt
Organism: Exophiala viscosa
Lineage: Eukaryota; Fungi; Ascomycota; Eurotiomycetes; Chaetothyriales; Herpotrichiellaceae
Product: globin-like protein
Exons: 3
Coding region: 152-1402 (416 amino acids)
Biological process (GO): cellular response to nitrosative stress; nitric oxide catabolic process
Cellular component (GO): intracellular anatomical structure
Molecular function (GO): heme binding; FAD binding; oxygen binding
Source: RefSeq, a predicted model, not a curated record
UUACCGAUGGCUUCCGUCAUCCGUGAGGUAAGGGUGCAGAAUUGCAGGGGUCCACUCAUCAAUAUUAUAUCAGUGUCCACGAAGCAUGAAAGAAGGUUUCCUGCCGAACAGCAAUCCAGAUUGCAAACAAACAACUCUAUAGCUGAACAAGAUGCCACUUACAGAAGAGCAAGCACAGGUUAUCAUCUCGACCGUACCAGUCCUGCAGCAAUAUGGCAAUCAGAUAACAACCGUCUUCUAUGCCAACAUGCUCCGCGAGGUCCCAGACCUCAACAACGUCUUUAAUACCUCCAACCAACGAAAUGGUCACCAACAACAAGCACUGGCCGGGACACUUUAUGCGUAUGCUGCCAACAUCAACAACCUUGAAGUGCUCGGUCCCGCCGUUGAACGCAUAUGUCACAAGCAUGCAAGUCUGUAUAUCAGACCAGAACACUAUGAUAUUGUCGGAAAGUACCUCUUGGAAGCAAUGGGCGAGGUCCUCGGCAAUGCCUUGACACCACAAAUCCUCGACGCAUGGGCUGCCGCAUACAAGCAGAUCGCAGACAUCAUGAUCAACCGCGAAGACGAGCUGAUGAAGCACACCAACGGCUGGACAGAGUGGAAGGAUUUCCGACUCGACCGGAAGGUCCCUGAAUCCGACGAAGUGACCUCAUUCUACCUGAAGCCCCUUGACGGCAAGCCUCUGCCAGAGUUUCUACCCGGUCAAUACAUCUCGAUACAGAUUGACGUGCCAGCCCUGAAGUACAAGCAAGCACGACAGUACUCUCUCAGCGACAAGUAUUCGCCGGAGUACUACCGGAUCAGUGUGAAGCGAGAAAAAGGUCUAGAUAUCAGCGAUCCUUCUGCUGUCACUCAUCCGGGUUACGUGUCCAACAUCCUCCAUGACGAGAAAAAGCAAGGAGACAUUGUCGAGCUGUCUCAUCCGGCAGGUGACUUCUUCCUGGAUGUGCGCAACGAAGGUGACAAGGAUUCACCAAUUGUGCUACUUUCGGCCGGCGUGGGCUUGACACCCUUGAUGUCCAUUCUCAACACGCUGGUCGAGAAAAAUGGCAGCCAGAAGAUCUCGUGGGUGCAUGGCAGCAGGAAUAGCAGCUCGGAUCCCUUUGCGCAGUAUGUGAAAAGCAUCAUGGACGCUCACCCGGAAGUCAGCGAGAGGAUUUUUCACAGUAUGCCGCAUGACAGCGAGAAAGAAGGCGUCGACUACGAUAUCAAGGGUCGCCUGAACCUGUCGAGACUUCGGCCCGAGGAGGACUUGAGGCUCAAUGAGAAGAAUGCUUCAUACUAUAUCUGCGGACCGGAAAAUUUUAUGACAGAUCUGGAGCAGGCCCUACGAGAUCGAGGUGUCGACGCAAGCAGGAUCAACAUGGAGUUGUUCGGAACCGGCGGCGUGCCGAGAUGAGACUCAGACGUCUAGCAGUUGAUUGAAGAAUGUUCUAACCAGAGGAUAUUUAUGGUAAUGGUAUGUUCAUCACUCGAUGCUUCAUACAUAUAUUAAAGAGAGAGCCGAAUUAAGGGAAGCCCGGAUCAGGUGCCUACCAAGACUGGGCU